Messenger RNA from Acaulospora colombiana, 747 nucleotides. The record is from the annotation of a GenBank genome assembly. Lineage: Eukaryota; Fungi; Glomeromycota; Glomeromycetes; Diversisporales; Acaulosporaceae.
AUGAGUCAAAGCAUAAAUGAAACAAUCCUUAGAGAAAAUGUCAACCCUUGCACUUCAUCGAACCAACAGUUCACCGUGUCUCCAUCAACCUCAACAAAAAAAUCUAUCUUCUCGAGAAAACCACAAUCUCAGAAGAUUCUAACAACUCAAAUGAUACAAUUGGACGAGUCCGAUCCUGACUACAUAUCGAUCAAGGAGGGCUUCGGAAUUAAUUUAAACAGUACGAGGGCGAACAUUCUGGCCAUAAUGAAAUUACAGAUGCCAACAAAGUUGGAGAAGGCUCAUGAAAAGUAUAAGAAAAAGAUGACCAAGAAGUUGGGAAUGGAUGCGGAGGAGUUUACACACAAGAUGCAUCAUGGGACAAAGAGCUCUGCUGGGUGUGAUCUCAGGAGAUUUAUAAUGAAUUUUGAGGCAGGUGAAAGUGGCUUCGGUAACGUAGAGUAUGAUCCCACCUUUUGUAAAGAGAACUGUGGGGUGUGUGGAAUUGCACAAUGUGGCAAUAAGAGAAAGUAUGCCAGAACGAAGUCUUUGUUUAAGAGGAAUAGAAUGUGGUUCGCAAAAGAUCCCAGCGUGUCGUUAGGCUUCUGUAACUAUGGUUAUAAGGACACUAUAAAAGGGAUGUUUAUUGUGGACGUCAUACACAAACGUGAUGAGCACAUCAUCAUCACAACUAAAGAAAGGGCCACUUUGCCGAGAUAUUUGAUUAUAUUCGAAGUACCGGUAAAUCCUUUUUCAUACGAAGACUAA